AGUGGCAGCUCCAUGCGAUGUUUUUAAGUGGCAGCACCAAAACAAAACGCGAGAGGCUGAUGGACAUUUAAAUGUUGAUAAUAAUAAUUUAAUGAAUACUUAAGCCAAUUGGAUAAAUAAACAUAUGCAUUUAAUUAUAUAAUAUUGGUGCAAACGUAGAAAUGACCGAGCAAACAGUAAACCACUUGUGGAACUGUGCCAAAGAGCUCAGCGUAGAAACCCACACCGAACGCUUGCUCAAAUCAUACUAUAUCAAUACAAGUCGCAAGUUAGCCCGCCACAAUGUCCAGUUACCAGAGGAGAACAUCGGACCCGCUCGCAUGUGCGCCCGUUGCGGCAGCCAGUGGAGCGAUGGCCAGUACAAGUUGCAUCUGCAGCCGCAGCGCUUGGCCAGCAAUGCCAAGCGACGCAGGUUGAUUGCCCAGCUGGACACGGUCAAGGCCAAGCAGCAGCGUGGAGGCCUCAGCACUGGGGCCAGAAAAAGAGCCAAAUGGCUGAAGAAGUGCAUGGCCAGCAAAAUGGCGGUGCAGUGCGAGCUUUGCCAACAUAAGACAAUGUUGCCGCUGGAAAAACCAAAGAAACGCGACAAAGCUAAAACAAUGCAAGCAGCAGCAGCAACAACUACAACAACAACAACAGUGAGGAACAAACAACAUAAAAAUAAAGACAUCAAUGCGGGGCUAAAGCUAAAAAUGUCAAUACAGCAGAAACAAACAACAGCAACUGUAGCGAAGCAAUCAACAACAACAACAGCGAAUUCUCAAAGCAACAAACAAAAGAACAAAAAGAAGAAGAAGCAACAACAGCAGCAAACGAAAACAACGCCAACGCCCGUGCAAAAAGUGCAAUCGAAGACACAAAAACAAAACGCACUGCUGCAGUUGGCAGCGCAGCUUAAAACGCACGCGUCACAAAACGCCAGUAGAACGCAGCAAAAUCGCCUACAAGCGUUUCUUAAGUAAAGAUUUUGUUUUCAGUAGAAGAAAUUGGUUAUUUUGAAUGACUAGAGUUGUUCAUUAAGUGUUAGUUAAAAUGCGUGUAGUUCGCGAAAGCAGGAAGAAAACACCGUAGCGCGUUUAAAAACGCUUUAAAGCCGCAAGCAAACGUUUGUCAAAUAGAAAAAACUCCUCGUAAAGUACAAGCAACAAGUUAUUUGUAUAAGCUGAUAAUUAGCAACAAUAAACAAAAACGUAAAAAAAAAGCGCUCCUCUGUUGGCAGCGCAGCUUAACUUGCUCGCGGCUGAAACCGCCAGAAAAACGCAUCAGAAACGCGUGCUCGUGUUUCCCCAAGUAAAAACGUCGCAUAAAGUAAAAAA
Messenger RNA from Drosophila arizonae, 1316 nucleotides. RefSeq lists its product as uncharacterized. Lineage: Eukaryota; Metazoa; Arthropoda; Insecta; Diptera; Drosophilidae. The record is from RefSeq and is a predicted model, not a curated record.